CCAGACUGGAGGGGCGGAGACAGAACUCUACUUUACAAAGCGAGCUCAGAUGGCUUCAUUCAGUAGACGAGGGACGCCGGCCGGCUUGCGCGCACAAAGACGUUACGGACAUUUUUUUUCUUCAUGGAUUUAUAAAUGCACACUCACUUCGAGAAAAAGGAACCUUUUUGAGGGAUUGUGAUCUCGCCAGAUCGGAGGGUGGACGUCUCCGCUUUGGAGUUGUAAACUUGUUUCCUUCAACGCAGAACUGGAUUGCCAUCUUAAUGCAACUUUUUUGGAAAGACACGAAAGGCAUCUUGACUGACUCUUCAACUAAAUCCUGUUACGGUGACGUGCCGUUUUCUCCGGGAGCGAGCGUUUUCUCAGUUCCACUCGGCUCUGCCGGGGAGAUGUUCCAGGGGUUCCCCGGUGACCCGGACAGCGGCUCCCGUGGAAGUUCCUCUCCGUCGGUCGAAUCUCAGUACCUGUCUUCAGUGGACUCCUUCGGGAGCCCCUCCACCACCACCACUGCACCACAAGAGUGUGUAUCUGCCGCUGGAGGUGUAGGGGUGGGUGGCGGGUCAGCUGGCAGCGGUCCAGGUGUGGACAUGCCUGGCUCCUUCGUUCCCACAGUGACUGCCAUCACCACAAGUCAGGACCUGCAGUGGAUGGUGCAACCCACCCUGAUCUCCUCUGUGGCACCAGCGCAGAGUGGCACAGGUACGACCACUAUGACCCAGUCAGUGGCCCUGGACCCAUACGACAUGCCAGGGCCAAGCUUCUCCUCUGGUUCGGGCUUCACCCCUCCUAGCUCAGACACCCCAGGUCCCAUGCGCCCAUCACGGAGCCGCCGGCGCACACGUGACGAAACGCUGACUCCAGAGGAGGAAGAGAAGAGGCGCGUCCGGAGAGAGAGAAACAAGCUGGCUGCCGCGAAGUGUCGCAAUCGACGACGUGAGCUUACAGACAGGCUACAGUCGGAGACCGACAUACUGGAGGAGGAGAAGGCUGAGCUGGAGGCUGAGAUCUCCGAGCUGCAGAAGGAGAAAGAGCGUCUGGAGUUCGUCCUCAUCACCCAUCAGCCGAGCUGCAAGAUUCCUUACCAGGAGGAGCAGCAGCAGACGCCGGUGCCUCCUCUGCCUCCAUCUUCUGUGGCAGUGGUGGGUUUGACUGUGAAGGAGGACUCAUUCUACCUGCCUCCACCUUACUCAUCCCACCACCACCAGCAGCAGCAGCACCACCAGCAGCAGCAGCAGGCAGCGCAGCAGCAGCAAGGGAUGAUGCAGGAGGUAGCCUUUUCUAGUUCUUUCUAUGGGCCGAGCCAGCCGGCGCCGGGUGGCCCGUGCCUUGUCGGUGAGGGCGGCGGUAACCCUGACGCUGGCUGCCACAACCCCUCAUACACAUCUUCAUUUGUGUUCACCUACCCAGAGGGAGCCUGCGGUGCCAGUGCUAACCAGCGAACCAGCAGCAGCGAGCAAUCCUCUGACUCCAUGAACUCGCCCUCACUUCUCGCACUCUGAAUACUCCGACACCUUCCUUCCUGUCAUUGCCCAUUCACAUGCACACACACACACGUAUGCAAUCUUUCACUUUAUUAUCUGCAGCACAGUAUAUGUGCUCAGCCUCUUUGACCUUUUUUGAAGAAGAUACUUUCAUUAUCGUAUCUUCACAUCUUUAGUUAUAUUUAUUGUGAGGAAAAAAAAAAGUACAAAAGUUCUCACAGUCCUGUCGCUCCAGCUAAAUGGUUUUUGCACUGGUGCUUUAGUUGCUUAGCUAUCAGAUAAAGUAUUAAUUUGUAAUCGAUUUAGACAUGGCAUCAAAACGAGUGACAUCUGUGACAUCCUCCUCUCUCACACACACACACACACACACACACACACACACACACACACACACACACACACACGUUAAAAUGGCACCAUUAACAAUGCACUUAUUUAUAUUUAUCCGUCCUCCUGCUUGGCCUCUCUCUCUCUCUCUCAUUGCUCCUGCUCACUGCUGGUGUUCGAGCUCUUUUUUUUUUUUUUCUCCAUGCUGAUCCUUUCCUCUGCACAGUGUAUUUGUCUAAGUUGAAAAGGGGACAACAGCUUCUGUGGCUUCAAUAUUUUUUCCAUAGACCAAACUAAACCACCUGCUUCCGCACUCUCCAUCCUAUCCUUCAGUCUCUGUCAUUGUGCUGGGACUUUUAAAUAAUAAGGGACAUCAUUUCCCUUUACAAUCAAUCAAUCAUUCAAUCAGUCACUCAAAUCACUAUCUAUCUCUUUUUCUUGUCUCCUGCAUCGUCCAUCUGCCCAUCUGUUUCUCCUCUCGUCUGUCUCUAUGCCUCUGGUUCUCUGUGAAGCCUUCAGCCCCCGAGAGCCCAUUGGACCCUGAAAGCCCGUGGAACCUUGAAUGAUGGCCGGGCCACCCCAGCACCACAGGCAACCCCCCUUUUCCCCUCCAGCAUGGACCGACUGCUACACUGCACAGAGGAAAAGCAGGAUUGGAAAAAAAAAAAAGCAAAACAAAAAAAAAAACAGCCAAACAUACCAGCUACAGCACACAGAAAAAAAAAUCCAAACGAAGAGCGAAUGGCAUUUCAGAGCAGGCAUUGUAUUCCGUUUUCUUUCUUUGACCCCUGAGGAUUCGGAAGUGUGAUUUAGAAAAUCAAAUGGACCUGACUGGCGCAGAAAAGGACUCAAAAGGCUGGCGCUGAUGGAGCAGCUUUCAGAGCUAUAUCCUCUUAUCUCCUGGACACCUCUGAGAAAGGGAAAGCAAAAAACAAAACAAAAAAAGCCACACGAAAAACAAGCUCUCAUCUUGUGUCCUGCCAAAUGCCAUAUCUUGACCGUUAUUUGUGCGUAUAUAUUUUUCAGACCAUAUUUUGUACAAUCCUAUGCCAACUCCCUUUAUCAAAGACUGUUUUCAAUUACUUUCCAUCCGUUUCCGCAAUAGUAUUAGCUUUGCCCUGGAGAAAAAAAAAGUGGCUUAAACAAAUGUUCCAUGUAAAAAUUGCUCUUAUUGUGAAUGGCACAGGUUUUUCAGUCAGUGCUUGUUACAGUUUGUUAUAGUUACAAUGCGUUUUUUAAAAAAACACGUUUAAAAUUUUUAAUCAACCUCUUUAGAAUUUGAGCUAUUGCUAAAAGGCCUCUUUGCGGCUGGACGUUGUCGUUUGGUAACAGAUCAGCAGGCAGCUGCAGCCUUUUAUUGUGAAAGAGCAUCACUGAAGCUGCUUCUCAAGGUUAUUUCUUUCUUUAAGGAGGUUGACUUGGUGAGAAAGCACAACUAUGGGCCAAGACACAUUAAGGAAGAAAACCAGGAAUUGUUUAUGAAUAUGAAAACUUUAUUUUUCUGUGAAUUUGUUAAUUAUUGGGUUUUUUUAUUAUUAUUAUUAUAAUUUUUUCAUUUGAGGAUUUUUUUUUUUUUUUGGGUUAUGCUUUUUCUCUCGCUUUUGACUGUCGUUGCUGCCAAAUGGAGGAACCUUCUGGAGCUUUGAACUGCUCCUUGUACUCUGUUACUGUUGUCUUUAUUGUAAUAAGUAUUGUUAUUUCAUUGUUCUCUUACAUUUGGCAACUAAAGACAUGUUGUGCACUA
Molecule: messenger RNA, 3552 nt
Organism: Neoarius graeffei (lesser salmon catfish)
Lineage: Eukaryota; Metazoa; Chordata; Actinopteri; Siluriformes; Ariidae
Gene: fosb
Product: FBJ murine osteosarcoma viral oncogene homolog B
Exons: 5
Coding region: 264-1499 (411 amino acids)
Biological process (GO): regulation of transcription by RNA polymerase II
Cellular component (GO): nucleus
Molecular function (GO): RNA polymerase II cis-regulatory region sequence-specific DNA binding; DNA-binding transcription factor activity, RNA polymerase II-specific
Source: RefSeq, a predicted model, not a curated record